AUUGGACCUUGCACGAAGAAGCACGGAAUUUUCAAAGAUUGGGGAUGCUAGAUUUGAUUGCUUUUCUUUAAGCCAUUUUCCUUCUCCCUUGCGAGGCGUGGACGAUUUGAAAAUGAAUGCGAAGCUUUUUCUUGUGUUUUUCUUGCUUUUCGCCGUCUUUUCCUUCUGCGUUUCUUAUGUGUCUGUCAGUGUUGAUGUUGGAUGUAUCAUAGAAGAUGUAGGUCAAUGAGAGAUGGAUGGAGAGAUUGUGAGCUUCGAUGAUGUCGUUACAUUUGCUGGCAAUGAAUGACCGUCUUGUGCAUCAUCUUCAUGUUGAAGCGAGGGCAACUUUUGAAGUGCUUUAAUGCGAAAGCGAGCUUUCUCAAUUCUGAUGUGAAAGCUUUUUCAAACUAUAGCCAUGUGUUCCAUCCCUUCAUUCUAGUGAAACAGGUGUAUAUGCUCUCAACUGAUCGAAAAGGGAAAAAGGAAAGAAACAAAACUCCUCAGUUGCGCCAAGUAUUAACCCUCGUUCUCGGAAUAGACACGAAAACAUCCUUCAAAACAAACACAACCCCCACAACGACCCCUUCACACACCACUAAAACCCAUCACCGCCUAUCCAUCCCAGGCGCAGGAGGCGGCCCCCCCGCAGGAAACCCAGGCGGCGGAAACGAGUGCUGCCCCGGCGGAGGCACGGGCAUGCCAGGCAUGCCGGGGAAGCUCGGCGGCGGGAGACCGCCGGGGGCAGCAGCAGCGGGGGCGCCGGGGGCUCCCGGAGGCGGGAAGGGGGGCAGGCCGGCGGGCGGAGGGAAGGGUAGGCCGUUGGGGGGCAUCGGGGGCAUUCCGUUGGGGCCGGGGGGGAAGGGGGGCAUGCCGGGGAUGCCGAUGCCGCGGCCGCCGGGAGGGGCUGUUUUUGUAUAGGUCAGAAAAAGCGUGUUGUGCGGAGGAGGUUAGAGAUGGGAUGGGAUAGAACGUACGUGGGAGGCCGGCGGGGAAUUGGCCGGGAGGAGCGCCGGGCAUGCCUGGGAAUGGGGGAGGGAUGCCUAGAUGGGAGAACACUUGUGUUAGCGUUUUGUUUUCCUUGCUUCUUUCUUUUCUCAUGUGGCGGUCGAGUACACAACGGGGGCGUUGAAAAAGCCCAUCGUCGUGGUCGCAGU
Trichoderma citrinoviride is the source of this 1136-nucleotide messenger RNA. RefSeq lists its product as hypothetical. The transcript has a single exon. The record is from RefSeq and is a predicted model, not a curated record. NCBI's taxonomy places the organism in Eukaryota, Fungi, Ascomycota, Sordariomycetes, Hypocreales, Hypocreaceae. Bases 286 to 900 code for a protein of 204 amino acids.